Molecule: messenger RNA, 1800 nt
Organism: Closterium sp. Yama58-4
Lineage: Eukaryota; Viridiplantae; Streptophyta; Zygnematophyceae; Desmidiales; Closteriaceae
Source: the annotation of a GenBank genome assembly
AUGACCACCAUGCGGCCACUUCCCACAAUGCUCGCUCGCUCACGUUCCCAUCCACAAGCGUGUCUGCCCGUCUCACCUUUCGCGAUCCGCAGCCUGCCAACCGUCCUCCUCUGCUUGAUCGCUGCUCUCCCACGUCCCGGAACCGCAUCCGCAAACGCCAUCGACGAUAGCUGGUACAGCCGUAAUGUUCGCUCCGAUCCAAACCUCUCCGCAGUACCGAACGCCGUCACGCCGGCCGCCGCGCAAUCGUCCAUGGACGCAUGCUUAGCCAGAACCGCACCCUUUGUCAACGAGUCGACCUAUCAGCGACCGCCGUUCCCGACGCUUUGUCCAUCCCAGGGGCUUUUUGAAGUGUGCUACGUGAAAGGGCCCAUAGCCUUCAACAUUACUCCUACGUUCAUCGGCACCAGAUGGAAAGGAUGGGGGACAUCACUUGCGUGGUUCGGGAACUACAUUGGCGGACUGCCUGAGAAGCGCCUCAACACUCUCAUAGACCUGAUUUUCAAAAAAGACGGGCUCAACUUCAACAUCGUCCGUUACAACAUCGGAGGGGGUUUCAACGCGCGUUUCAGUCCCCAGUUCCUCACCGGAACAGCUACGGACUGGCGGGGUAUACCAGGAUUCAGACCCACACAAGCUGGAACCUACAACUGGCAAGCAGACAGGCGUCAGAAAGCCGUUCUUAGGGGGGCACGGAGUCGCGGAGCAAAUAUCUUCGAAGCUUUCUCCAACAGCCCUCCCUGGUGGAUGACUUACACGCGUGACGUGGCAGGAGCCACAAAUGCAAACCACACCAACUUGCGGCCGGAGCACGAGACGUCCUUUGCGAACUACUUAGCGGACGUCGUGCACCGAUUUGCCAAAGAUCCGAAGUGGAACCUAACGUUUGAUACUGUGGACCCUUUUAACGAGCCGCUGGAAGGGUUUUGGAAGACAGGAGCUGCGCAUGAAGGAUGCAGCUUCCAACCUCCUGAAAUGGGACGCGUGAUCCAGAAAACCACCAUGGCUCUUAAAUCGAGGGGGCUUAGAACGAAGCUGGCUGGAGUUGACAGCUGGUCUUAUCACACGACCGAGAAUCUUCCCAAAGUAGCUGGGAGAAUGUUGCUCCAGCGAAUCAACAUUCAUUCUUAUCUCGGGACACCUCCUGACGGUGUAUCUCACCCUCGCUGGACAAACCUACGAUACGCUCGGAUGCGGGACAUGGCUAAGAGGAUGAAGAAGGAGGUUUGGGUGUCAGAAGGCGGGCCAAUCGGAUUCGGGGGACAUCCGUUUGACGUAACGCUUUAUGUGGCUCGGCAAGUCAUUGAAAGCAUCAACAUUCUCGAGGCCUCAGCGUAUGUGUACUGGCAAGCCGUCGAUCCACACCCUGGAUGGACGUUGAUCAAGAUCCCUUGGGAGUAUCCGCUGCGAAAGGCAGUUUCCGAAUUGCAAGAUCAGGGGAUUGUGGUGGCGAAGCGUUAUUGGGUGUUCAAGCAAUUCUCGAAAUUUGCACCGCAGGGGAGCAGGCCGCUGAAAGUCCCGUUCUCGUGCUGGCAUUCUGUCGCUGCUUUCUACAACGAAAAGUACAUGUUCGUCAGCGUGUUUUUCGUCAACCAGAAGGCGAAUAAAGUGAAGCUGAGCUUCGGAUUGGACGGGUUCAGGACAAAUGUUGGGAAUCCAACGAGGGUGGUUGCGCAUAGGACGACUUGGCAAGACUCGUACGCUGAAGCGCUUAUAUCGAAAGGUAAGUCUUCUGUUACAGUGACUUUGCAGGGGCAAAGUUUCGUGUCCCUCGUUUUUACCAACAUUGCGUUGCGUUGA